Messenger RNA from Mytilinidion resinicola, 3036 nucleotides. RefSeq lists its product as uncharacterized. The record is from RefSeq and is a predicted model, not a curated record. Gene Ontology annotation, molecular function: protein binding; double-stranded DNA binding; transcription coregulator activity. Lineage: Eukaryota; Fungi; Ascomycota; Dothideomycetes; Mytilinidiales; Mytilinidiaceae. The transcript is spliced from 2 exons. Gene Ontology annotation, cellular component: nucleus. Gene Ontology annotation, biological process: regulation of transcription by RNA polymerase II. Bases 55 to 2793 code for a protein of 912 amino acids.
AAGGAAUGGGAUACUGCCGCGGGCAAGGACAAUGCUCCCGUCUCUCCUUUGCCAAUGUCCCCGGAUGCACGACACGUCACCGUUCCCAUGCGCAUCGCUUGCUACUGCCGUCAUCAUGGUGAGAAGCUUGGUUUCCAGGUCAUCUUCACCAUCAAGACCUCGCAAGGCCAGCUCAUCGCACAGGCCAUAACCCAGCCAAUCAUCAUUACUGAUGAUCACAAGACUGCGACAGCUCCUGGCGCUCUGCCCCCGACUGUACACUACGGUGACCCUAGCUUUGGUCCAGGAGAUCCCUACGACAACGAGCGAACCAUGAUGCGACCAGAGUAUCCUCGACCGUAUCACUCGGCUACGGACCUAGCUGCCAUGGCUCAGCAGUUCUCGCCCUAUUCACCUCAGCAAGGCAUGGGGAAAGUCUCCGGCUAUCAAUCUCACGCUAUGCAUUCCCGCAAUGCCUCCAGGCAAGCGUCGCCUUCAGCCCAAACUGGUCCAAACAAGAAGCGUAAACCCAGCGCUUCCGCACACCACAAGAUCCCGUCGGGGCUAAGCAUGACUCGGUUGGAUGAGAUGGCCUCCCGUCCCAUGCCUGGCGCUCCGCUUUCGGCCGGGUUCAAUGGCCUCCCUACUCCCCUUUCACUUAACACGCCCCCCUUCAUGCAGUCACCAGAAGCUCCAAUGAUCCCAUCGUCGAUGUCAGUGCAGAAUAUGAACACUGCUGCGAGAUCAAAUCCGAUGGGAGCUUCGAUCCCGGCCCCUCUAAAUUUCGAGCCUCACAACCCGCAUAUGAACUUCGAUCCGUCGAUUCCGGACCCUGGUGCAUAUUUCUCCACUCCGAACUCUGCCUACGCCAGUAGAUCUGGGAGCCCCACAGAACGGACCAUCGCCAAUACGCAAACUGGGUACGAUCGUGGAAUGCCCCAGGUAAUGACUCCAAUGCCGACGCUGCACCAAUUCCACCCGUCUCAAGAGCGGCCAUUCCAGACGUUCCCAAACGCUCUGUCCAGCCCAACGAAUACCACCGCUCAGCAGGUGCCGCCAGCCAUCAAUAAGAUCAUUCCUGAGCGAGGGUCAAUUAAUGGCGGCUACGAGGUCACUUUGCUUGGUAGCAGCUUCCAUCGCGGCAUGGAGGCUAUGUUUGGCGACCAGUUGGCGACUACAACCACCUAUUGGGGCAACAGCACGCUGGUGUGUUUGGUGCCUCGUGGCACACAAGUUGGAGAUGUUAUUGUUUCCCUUGUUUCGAGGGCGCCAGACGGAACGCCGCAACGCCUCCCCCAAUCUUGCGGUAGAUUCACAUACGUUGAUGAUGAGUUGGCUAGGCUAACGGAGUUAACGAUGCAAGUAUUGGCUCAGCAAUCGAACGGAACCGGUUCCGAGAAAGAAAUAAUGAGGAGCAUAUUAGCAGCUGCCCAAAACCAGAGUAGUCAAGGGGGUUACUCGAGUAAUGUUUACCAAUCCGGACGCCAGCACCGACAAGCUGCUCCGACAGACAAGGCGGCUACGGAAGAGUCAUUUUUGGAGAUUCUGAAUGUUUUGGAUAUGCACGACGGCAUCUACCUCCCCCAGUAUAACCUGCAGCUCGAGAAUGGGUCCACCAUGCUGUCCUUGGCAGCGGGUCUCGGCUUCACUCGUCUUGUUGCCGGAUUGCUUGCUCGAGGUGCUGAUCCCGACAUCCGAGACAAGGGCGGAUACACAUCUUUGAUGGUUGCUUCGAUGCGUGGCCAUACCCAGAUCAUACGACGCCUGAUUCUCCGAGGUGCAGACCCGACCGUUCGAAGCCUUCGUGGUUACGUGGCUGAAGACCUGACACCGAGUGCGGAGGUAUCUGAUAUGCUACGCCGAACUCCAUACCAUUCAAGGACUCGGAGUGCUGGAGCCUUGUCGAUGCGUAGUCGGGCCAGCAGCGUUGCAUCCACGAGAUCGCUCUGGGAAGGACCUUCUCAGGCUUCCGCGAGUACAUAUUCAUCUGUGGUAGACGCAGACGCGGGUGAGAGCAGCACCGGUGACGAGAACAAUGACACCGAGGAGCCCAUGGUAUCUAACGCCUGGGUUCGCUCGCGCCGCAACAGUUCUGCGGUCCACAUCCAACACCCUCGCUCUGUGGUAUUAGAGCCGGAGCAACAGCCUAUUUCGGCUGCCGCAGUCGUGAAUUGGGGCAAUCAACUGGCAGCUCAGAUCCAGCAGUUCCAGCAGAACGUUCGCACAUUCCAGCUUCCUGUGAACCUUCAGGACUAUCAAGACUCUCCCGUCGUUCGUCGCAUCAGCUCCCUCGUUCCUCACAGGAUGCAGGUCCCGCUCCGCACCGAGUCUGACUCCAGCAACGCUACUGUCGUUGAAGAGCCUAGCUGGCGCAACUACCUCCCGUUCCAGUCUGCUCCAUCGCCGCCUCCGCCAUCUUACGACCACCUGUACCCAGGACACGGGGAGAGCAGUAACAUUGUCAAGAAGCUUAACAACGUCGCCGAAAAGCUACUUGACCAAAAGGCUGCUACGAUGGAAUCGACCGUUGAAGCAUCGUCGAGCGUUACACCAGUCGUCAAGGGCAAGUUAGACGUCCGGAUUGGCCGCAAGCCGCUGUCGAAGGAGAAGCAAGAGGCGUUGCGUGAAGCACAUGCGCAGCAGCUGAUGAGGAUCACCACGGACAGGAACCUAUGGUUCUUCUGGUUCCCUCUCCUCAUCGUGAUCGUCUGCAUGAUGCUUUACAACCUCCUGCCCAGCCUCUUCUCGGGCAUCUCCUCGGUCGCAACCUCGAUCGGCUCACGCAUCAUCCACCGCGUCGUCGAGAUUGCCUAGCCCUUCUUUCUUUCCUGGCGUUACCCCCUGUACGAUACGAAUACCCCCUACCAUACCCUGGACACGCUUACGCGAAGGCUAGAGAGCCGGACUUCUUUCCUCGCGGUUUUUAGAACCGUAGUUCAGGCUUUAUUUCCCUUUUUCCUUGUAGUUGAGGGGGGUGAAAAAAGUGGGUUGAUGUGUGGAUCGUGUUUUGAGUGGGUUUGAGUUGCUGAAGAUGGGGUUGUUUCUGGUGAGGUUUCU